Mizuhopecten yessoensis (Yesso scallop) is the source of this 2310-nucleotide messenger RNA. Its product is annotated as tRNA-splicing endonuclease subunit Sen54-like. NCBI's taxonomy places the organism in Eukaryota, Metazoa, Mollusca, Bivalvia, Pectinida, Pectinidae. The record is from RefSeq and is a predicted model, not a curated record. The coding region runs from base 242 to 1822 and encodes 526 amino acids. Gene Ontology annotation, biological process: tRNA-type intron splice site recognition and cleavage. The transcript has 9 exons. Gene Ontology annotation, cellular component: tRNA-intron endonuclease complex.
CAAAAUUUGUGAAAAACAUGUGGAGACUAAAGUUACACUGCAACAUCGAUUCUAUCUUUUAUCUAACAAAUCUAACGUCAUAUGAAAAAUAAUGUAGGCAGUGAAACAUCGAAUGUGAUUUAUUGUACUUUCUACAAUACUUGUCAAAUAAGAACAGUUGAAAAAUCCCAUUCCAUGUGUUUGUGCAGUGGGUGCAGACAACAUUUCCCACUUGAUACAAGUUCUUUAUAGUGUGCCAGAUAUGGACACAGUUUUGUUGAAAGAAAAGGUUCUCAGUGCUCAAGAACUUUUCAAGUAUCGCAGACCCUUGGACAAGACUGUACCAAACAGAGGAGGGGCUAAGGACUUUGAACCUGAUGGAUCAUUUCUUCAGUCUAAGUGGAUAGAGUCUCUCAGUCAGGAGAGAUCAAAGGUCUUGAGAGAACAAAGAGUAGAGAGAGAGGGUGGUUUGGUGAAAGGAGAAUGGAACAAAGACCUCCAGUUGGUUGAACUUGAACGGGAAAUGGGGAAAUUUUGGACAUACAUGGGAUUUGAAGACAGCAGUAGGAAAUGGUUGUUUCCUGAGGAGGCACUAUUCCUGAUGGAAACUAACACACUGGUGGUGAAUUAUAAAGGUUUGCCUCUCAGCAUCCAGCAGGCUUAUUCUGCUUUCUUCGGUACUGUUACCAUGACAUCAGAGUGCUACCAAGUAUAUGCUCACCUGAGGAGACUGGGCUAUGUUGUAUUGAGGCAUCAAGGAUGCCUGGAUGUCACAACAUAUGAAAGAAAAAUCCACUUAGACCAGCAUGUUAAAAUUGACAAAAAGAAAAGGAAACAUAAGGGAGACAACCCAUCUGAUAGCCCCAGUCUUGGUGAUAAGAAGGUCAAAGUCAGUUCAGAAGACUCAGGUAGGGAAACGGUGAAAGAACAGCUGGAAUGUUCUACCCCAGAGAAUUGUGGAUCAGUUAUGGAGGUGGAUGGACCACCUGUAACUGAAGGAGUGAGUAAUGACAGAUUAUUUGACAACAAAGUCUGGGACACUUCGGGGACAGCUGAUCUACCUGGUGCUGAACUGAAGAACAGUGAGUUGAUGGAGGAGCCUGAUGGAGUAUGUGUGCCCUAUUCCCAAUGGGACUUUGACGAGUUAGGCUUCCCUAGCAUUGGAGGUGUUGAAGUGUUGGAGUUACAGAUGCCCAAACUUGAUCUACUACCACAUGGCAUAGACUUCAGUACAGCACCAAAUACAUUUGAUGCCCGAGCAUAUCUUUCACAGCAAAGAAAACAUAAAAUGUAUCGUGGACAACAGCAGCAGGAAAGUGUGGACAAUUUAGAAUUUUCCUAUGCAGAAAUGAUUCACAAAAAGAGAAAAAUAACUGCCUCAAAUUGGGGAGAGUUUAAAAGGAAAAUGGCUAUCAGAGACUUGAAGGAUGAAAGUGCGUUCUUCUCUCCAGCCGAGUGUCUGUGGGAAGGGGAGAUAACACCUUUAGUAAGACCAACUGACUCUACAUCCACACGAAAUAUCCUAAACAGGUUGCAUAUCAUUGAAAAUGUCAAUCUUACAAUGAAACCCAGGCCCCUGGGAGACAAACCUGUUACUGGUGGAAUAAUGUUUGAUGUUUACCUGCCAGAUGCCAAGUUCAGAAAGUCGAGGCCUGGCAUUCCUAAUUACAGAGUGUGUGUUUCAAAGAACCACGAAAGUCCGCCAAGUCUACAGCAGAUUGUGACUACAAAGGGAUCAUUUAAGGAUGGUGUUCCUGUCUGCUGGGCAGUGCUUGAUCAUGGAGAUAUAGCCUUCUAUCAGUUCUCCGACAUCUCUCUCCCACAGGAGGUGUCAAUGGGGUAGGGACCAGACUGGGAUAGUCUAGCUACACAGACCACAGAUAUUUGUCUCCAACAGGAAAUGUCAGUGGGGUAGGUACAAACUGGGAUAGUUUAUUUAUACAGACAACAGAAAUCUCUCUCCAACAGGAAUGCCAAUAGGUUAAGGACCAAACUGGGAAACCCUAGCUAUACAAGCAACAGAUAUCUUUCUCCCACAGGAAGUGUCAAUUAGCUUUUGAGACAGAAAACAUCUCCCUCGACAGGAAGUGUCAGACAAAUUGGGUUAGCUUAGUAAUAGAAACAACAGACAUCUUUGUCUUUCUCCAUAUCAGUUGAAAUAAGGAAAACUGUGGUCUUGAAAUAAUCAAAUAAAAAAGAAUACUUAAUAAAAUGAUGUGUUCACAUGAGAAUGGUUACAUAUAAAACAUUUGUAUGUUUACUGUCUAAUGCAGCAUUGUAAGGACAAACACUGCAGAGCAACCAUUGUAAUAUGGUAAAUACCAGUUUAAU